Labrus mixtus (cuckoo wrasse) is the source of this 2770-nucleotide messenger RNA. RefSeq names its product SUMO specific peptidase 7b (gene senp7b). The coding region runs from base 268 to 2691 and encodes 807 amino acids. Gene Ontology annotation, cellular component: cytoplasm; nucleus. Gene Ontology annotation, molecular function: SUMO-specific endopeptidase activity. Gene Ontology annotation, biological process: protein desumoylation. Lineage: Eukaryota; Metazoa; Chordata; Actinopteri; Labriformes; Labridae. The record is from RefSeq and is a predicted model, not a curated record. The transcript has 23 exons.
CGCCAGAGUCCACUGGCCGGUGUCACAUACCGGAUGUUGUUAACUCUGUGUUUAGAUCAGGGCUGCAGACUGUCACAGAAAUUUAUUCUUAAUCUUAUUUUAACUCUGUGUGACGUCACGUGACCUCGGUGUGACGUCAUGAACCCGCCGGACAGUUUACGGAUGUUGAAGAGCAACAGGAAGUCCUAGCAGCAGCUAGACUAGCUCCGUGUUAGCCGGCUAGCUGUGAGCGUUAGCUGCUUGUGUGUGUCUCCAGCGGACUUCAGCAUGGCGUCUCCGUUUAAAAUCCCCAAGAAGAAACAGCCAGCGGGCUCUGACUCCGGCCCCCUGCACAUGCAGUCACCACUGUCCCGCCUCCAGAGCCCCGCCCCUCAGGUUAAGAGUUACGCCGAUCAGUCAGGAAGAGGCGGAGCUGACAGGAUGCAUUCUGGGAACACAGCUGGCACACAGAGUACGCCCAUUUUCAAAGACGUGGUCAAAACUCUGCUCGGACUCAACAGACCCAACGGGACCUCAGCAGCCAAUCACAGAGCAGCAGGAAGCAACAGCAGCCAAUCACAGCCUGGACAGAGAGCUGAGUCCUCGUCCUGUUUCUCUAACGGAUGGCGUCCUAAGAGAGCGUCACACCGUCUGCAGCUCGCUGACAGCUCAGAGGCAGAAUAUCCACCACAGAAGAAGAAAAGUGACCUCACUGGUUCGUCCUCUCCGUUUAGCAGCGUCUCUGUGAAGUCGAUGGACUGUCUGGCAGAGCUGCGAGCACUGGAGCAUGCUGGGAGUUUGAGUUCUAUGAAGGGCGGGCGCCAUGACUCCUCUCAGGAUGACUUCCUGUCUCCGUGCAGACUCAAAAACAAAGACCUCCACAGACCCUCCAUCUCCACGGCAACGCCGGACAGGAGAAGCACACAGGACCGCACAUCGUGGCACGCCGCCAGCAGCGACCAGCAGGACGACCUGAGGGAGAGAGAGAGGAAGAGGUGGAGCGAGUUCAGAGACAGGAAGAGGACGAAGACGCCGAUCGUCCUGCAGCUCCGAAAACACAAUCCAACAGAACCCAUCGUCUUGUCGAGUGAAGAGGAAGACGAGGGAGAGGAUGUAGGAGAUGGAGGACAGAGGACGCCACAAAGCAGCAGUGAGGGGGCGGAGUCUCGACUGGGAAACUCGGAGCAGAAAUGGGAAGCAGACAGGGUGUGUCCCUCCAGGGGUGAAACAGACGAGUGUUUGGCUCCGCCUCCUUCCUUUCUGCAGCUCCAGUUCAGCUCGCUUCACGCCGGCCUGACGCAAGCCUACGCCAACGGGAAGCUGAUGAUCACUGAACACUGCAUCACUGUUCCUCUCAAAGGCCUGGAGGAGGGGGAGGUCACUGUGGUGGCGUCUCAGGUACGUGGAUACGGUGUCUGGGACGGGGGCGUGGCUAGAGACGGUGCCCUGUUGGCUGACUGGAAAGGCCCCGCCCCCUCUCUGCUCUUCCUGUGGGUGACAGACGCUCAGGCCAACCUGCUGCAGAGGGAGCUGUCAAUCAUCCAGACGUCCAAUGACACGUCAGGUCCGGCCUGUUCCUGCCUCCUGCUGGUUCUGACGGAGCAGCUUCAGGAGCUGCAGGCUGCCCUGCUGGUUUCCAUCCUGGACAUGGAGGGGUACAGGAGUGGGGGGUCUUCUGGUGGACCCUCGUCCCCUUUAGAGUGGACAGAUGGUCUGCUGCUCCUGCACAGCUGCCCCCCCCCUGUGGACCAGCACCUCCUCACCCUGCUGGGUCACUCAGAGGAGAAGUCCGGACCCCCCAGAGACCACCAGAGGACUAACCGAUCAAAGAUGAACCCCUGUGUCCAGCAGCAGCUCUCCUCCAGGUUGAUCCAGUACCCGGCGGCGCCCUCUAGAGGUCGGAUCAGCGUUUCUAAGGAGGAUCUGGCGUGUCUGGGCAGCGGGGAGUUUCUGAACGACGUGAUCAUCGACUUCUACCUGAAGUAUCUCCUCCUGGAGGGGGUCGGGGGCUCUGUGGCGGGGCGGAGUCACGUCUUCAGCAGCUUCUUCUUCAAACAGCUGAGCAGACGGCGAGUCGCUGGAGAGGACGACGCCCCCUCUGUCCCUGAUCGCCACACGAGGCAUCAGAGGGUGAAGACCUGGACACGCCACGUCGACAUUUUCACCAAAGACUUCCUGUUUGUUCCCGUCAAUCAAGAGGCUCACUGGUUCCUGGUGGUGGUGUGUUUCCCCGGUCUGGAGGAGGUUCAGUACGAGGAGUUUCAGAGGCCCACAGGAGGAAAAGAGUCGCUCAGUCUGAGAUCUCAGCAUGCACCGGACUGUACGGAGCAGGGCCGCCAGAGAGACACGGUCUUAAAGAGGCCGUGUAUCCUGGUGAUGGACUCUCUGAAGCUGUCGUACCGGGAGAACGUCUGCAGACUGCUCAGAGAGUACCUGCAGGUGGAGUGGGAGGUGCGCAGGGGGACGCCUCGUCUCUUCACGUCUGACAGCAUGCGGAGCUCCAACUGCAGAGUCUCUCAACAGGACAACAGCAGUGACUGUGGACUUUACCUGCUGCAGUACACCGAGAGCUUCCUGUUGAACCCCGUGGUGCACUUUGACCUCCCGUUGCGUCUGGAUAACUGGUUUCCGCGGCAACGAGUGCGACAGAAGCGCGAGGAUAUCCGGAGUCUGAUCCUGACGAUGCAUCGGAGUCAGAAGGACGCAAAGUGAAACCAGAAGGAGGCGGAGUCUCAACGUGCAAUAAAUAAUUUAUACUUUUCUACUUUCAAAUAAAAACUCUUUUAAAUCU